CCGAAACGAGGCGUCACUCUUGGAGUGUUUCCAUAGACAGCAGCCCGUUUGGUCCUCAUUCAGACGCAUCAAAGAUCAAAGCAAGGUGUGCCGCUGACUGACUGACCUCUCGCCAUGUUUGCUCACAGUGCGCUGUGCGUGUGUGUGUUGUUGGCGGUGUGUGUGUUGCGCGGGAGCCUGUCCGAGUCGCAGAGUCAGACUCAGUCGUACGGUGAGCGGGGUUCUGACCUGGGGCUGCAGGUGUUUUUGCGCGUGGCCCAGGAGAAAGCCAACGAAAACGUGGUGCUGUCCCCCCACGGCGUGGCCUCCAUCCUGGGCAUGCUUCUCCCCGGCACUCACGGGGAGACGAAGCGACAGAUCCUCUCCGGCCUGCGUUACAAAAAGAACGGUCCGUAUAAGAUGUUAAAGAAGCUUCAUAAGACUCUGACGAGUAAAUCGAACGCGGACAUUGUCACCAUAGCCAACUCGCUGUUUCCUCAGCUGGGCUUUAGUAUGAAGGAGGACUUCCUGUCUACCAACAGGGAGAACUUCAUGUGUGAGACCUAUCCCACAGACUACAGCAACCCUCAGCAUGCAGCCCACGCCAUCAACGAGUGGGUCAGAAACAACACCAAGGGCCACAUCCCCAGCCUGGUUCAGGCAGACAUGUUGGACCCGGCUCUGACCCGGCUGGUGGCCGUGAAUGCCAUCUAUUUUAAGGGACUGUGGAAGUCCAGAUUCCAGCCCCAGAACACAAAACCCAGGACCUUUACGCCUGCUGACGGAAAACCUUACAAAGUGCCCACGAUGUCACAGCUGUCCGUCUUUAACAUCGGUUUGGCAAGCACUCCAGAGGGACUGAAGUAUAAAGUUAUUGAGCUUCCAUAUAACGGCAACAGUAUGAGCAUGCUCAUUGCGUUGCCCUCCGAGGAGACCACGCCCCUGGCCAACAUCUUACCUCACAUCUCCACGGCAACGGUGCAGAGCUGGUCCAAGCUACUGCACCAGAGAAAGAUCCGCCUCCUUUUGCCAAAGUUUACUAUCGAGGCUGAAGUGGAUCUGAAGGGUCCGUUGGGCCGGAUGGGAAUAACACACAUCUUCAAUGAGAGCCAGGCUGACUUCAGACAUAUGAGUACAGAACCAGUAUAUGUGUCCAAGGCUCUGCAGAAAGCCAAGAUAGAGGUCAAUGAGGAUGGUACUAAAGCAGCCGCAGCAACCACGGCGAUAAUGUUGGCCAGGUCCUCUCCUCCGUGGGUGACUGUAGACAGACCAUUCCUCUUCCUCAUUAGACACAGUCCCACAGGGACCAUUCUGUUUGUGGGCCAGAUCAAUAAACCUUGAGGUGCCAAACAAAGAAGAGAACCAUUGAAUUGUGUCUUCCCUGCUUUUCUCACACACACAC
Molecule: messenger RNA, 1381 nt
Organism: Chanos chanos (milkfish)
Lineage: Eukaryota; Metazoa; Chordata; Actinopteri; Gonorynchiformes; Chanidae
Gene: serpine2
Product: serpin peptidase inhibitor, clade E (nexin, plasminogen activator inhibitor type 1), member 2
Exons: 9
Coding region: 115-1320 (401 amino acids)
Biological process (GO): negative regulation of endopeptidase activity; negative regulation of plasminogen activation
Molecular function (GO): serine-type endopeptidase inhibitor activity
Source: RefSeq, a predicted model, not a curated record